Molecule: messenger RNA, 1361 nt
Organism: Ictalurus punctatus (channel catfish)
Lineage: Eukaryota; Metazoa; Chordata; Actinopteri; Siluriformes; Ictaluridae
Gene: eif4a3
Product: eukaryotic translation initiation factor 4A3
Cellular component (GO): catalytic step 2 spliceosome; nucleolus
Molecular function (GO): mRNA binding; ATP binding; RNA helicase activity
Source: RefSeq, marked provisional
UGAAGGAAGAAGAUAUGACCAAAGUGGAGUUUGAGACCAGUGAAGAGGUCGAUGUUACGCCGACGUUUGAUACGAUGGGUCUGCGGGAGGACCUGCUCCGCGGGAUCUACGCUUACGGUUUUGAGAAACCAUCAGCUAUCCAGCAAAGAGCCAUUAAGCAGAUUAUAAAGGGGAGAGAUGUCAUUGCUCAGUCACAGUCUGGUACUGGUAAAACAGCCACGUUUUGUGUAUCAGUGCUGCAGUGUCUGGACAUUCAGGUGCGUGAGACCCAGGCGCUAAUUUUGGCUCCAACCAGAGAGUUAGCUGGGCAAAUUCAAAAGGUUCUUCUUGCUUUGGGUGACUUCAUGAACGUCCAGUGCCAUGCCUGUAUCGGCGGCACAAACGUGGGCGAGGACAUCAGGAAGCUUGAUUACGGUCAGCACGUUGUAGCAGGAACCCCUGGCAGAGUGUUUGAUAUGAUCCGUCGGAGAAGUCUGAGGACACGUGCCAUCAAGAUGCUGGUUCUGGAUGAAGCUGAUGAAAUGCUUAACAAAGGUUUUAAGGAGCAGAUUUAUGAUGUGUACCGGUACCUUCCUCCUGCUACUCAGGUGGUUCUGAUCAGUGCCACACUGCCGCAUGAGAUCUUGGAGAUGACCAACAAAUUCAUGACUGACCCCAUCCGCAUCCUGGUCAAGCGUGAUGAGUUGACGCUGGAGGGAAUUAAGCAGUUCUUCGUGGCUGUGGAGAGAGAAGAGUGGAAGUUCGACACACUGUGUGAUCUCUAUGAUACGCUGACCAUCACACAAGCGGUCAUCUUCUGCAACACCAAGAGAAAGGUGGACUGGCUGACUGAAAAGAUGAGGGAGGCAAACUUCACCGUGUCCUCUAUGCAUGGAGACAUGCCCCAGAAAGAAAGAGAGUCCAUUAUGAAGGAGUUCCGAUCUGGAGCCAGCCGAGUGCUGAUCUCCACAGACGUGUGGGCCAGAGGGUUGGACGUGCCACAAGUCUCUCUCAUCAUUAACUACGACCUGCCCAACAACAGAGAGUUGUACAUCCACAGAAUCGGACGAUCGGGGCGUUACGGCCGUAAGGGUGUGGCAAUCAACUUUGUAAAGAAUGAUGACAUCCGCAUCCUCCGUGAUAUUGAGCAGUACUAUUCCACACAGAUUGAUGAAAUGCCAAUGAACGUGGCUGAUCUUAUCUGAAGCUGUUAUGGGACUGAAACACAGGAUCAUCUAAACCCUUUUUAUUUAGUCUUUUUUUUCUUCAGUUUUAUUUACUGUGGUCUUUUUAUGUAGACAGAAGUUACUCAUAUUGUUGAUGGAUGGGAUGCUCUCUGUAGGUAUUUACUGAGAGGUUUUGUAAAUAAAGAAUCUUUGUUG